Molecule: messenger RNA, 189 nt
Organism: Pseudocercospora fijiensis CIRAD86
Lineage: Eukaryota; Fungi; Ascomycota; Dothideomycetes; Mycosphaerellales; Mycosphaerellaceae
Exons: 4
Coding region: 1-189 (62 amino acids)
Source: RefSeq, a predicted model, not a curated record
AUGGGAAUCCGACGAGGUCAAAUGGCGAAGAGUAGAGCGGCCAGCGGCUGUUGUCGCGGCCAGCUGCGCUCGAGGAAAAAGGCAAAUCAAGAUAGAUGGGGUAGAUCAAAUGUCUAUGAUAUGUACAAGUUGUUCGGCGACCGAAUAGCUCGUCCAACUAGAACGUCACGGCUGGCACGUGACUGUUAA